CAAACGCAACUUCCUGCACGGCAUUCAAGUAAAGUUGGCCUGCUUGCACAGCGAGUCGACACGCGAAGAGUUUUUCUUGUCAGCUUGACCUUGAAGCCGCUUUGGCAUAUAGAAAUCAGCGGCUGUGUUACCCAAAUUAAAGUUCCCGAGAAUAACGGAACCCGGUUCAGUCCUUGACACGGGCGUGGGCGGCCCCGCCGAAGCCCUUGCGACACUUUGCCCGGCACUGUUGCCACCAAGCGCUGAGCCAUGGAGCCGGCGCCUGCAGUCGUGAAGCUAGCGGUCCGGCGGCCGGACUGGGAGCUACCCGAGCUGCAUGCGGGGCUGCAGCUGGCGCCGGCGGAUGUGCUGUGGGACAACAAGCGCAGCACCUGCGCCAAGUGCGGACGCUCCCGCGCCCACUAUUGUUAUGACUGCCUGGAGCCGCUGGUGCCCUUCCCGCACGUGGACCUGCCCUUCCGCGUGUCCAUAGUCACACACCACGAGGAGAAGGCCUCCAAGAACACGGGUGUACAGGUAGCCAUCCUGGCCGCGGGGCAGGUGGACCUACACAGCAUGUUAGACGUGCCGCGCGAUGUGGAUCCCUCCCGCUGCGCCGUGCUGUUCCCCUCCGAUGACGCCCUGGAGGUGUCGCAGCUGGAACCCGACUCCAUCGACCGACUGUUCAUCAUCGACUCCAGGUGGAAGAAGGCCGGCGAGCUGGUCCGCAGUGACGUGUUUCGGUCCAUGCGUGCCGUGAAGCUGCGGGAGACACGGUCGGCGUUCUGGCGCUUCCACACCAAGGGCGUCACGGACGAGGGCGUGUGCACCAUCGAGGCGCUCUACUUCUUCCUCAACUCACUCGCCAAGGAGGGCAAGCUGACGGCCCCGCGGUUUGCUGCGCCGCACGCCUUCGACAACCUGCUGUGGUACUUCUGCUACCAGCACCAAGUGGUGGCGGCGGCGGCGCAGCGGCGGCUGGAGGCGGCGCAGCAGCAGCAGCAGCAGGCGGAGGCGGGAGGGUCGGGUGGGGAGGGGCAAGGGGGAGGGGAAGGCGAGGCGGGACAGAAGAAGGGGGGCAAACGCGCCAAGCAGCAACAGCAGCAUAAGACGAAGGGACAGGGGGGUCAGGGCCAGCAGCAGUCGAAAGAGGGGGACGCGGGGAGCCGGCAGCAGCAGGAGGAGGAGGAGGAGGAGCGGCAGGAGCGGCAACACGUGCACACGGCGGCAGAGGGCGCACCGCAGGAGGAUCCGCAGGAGGCGGCACCACCCGCAGGAGAGGACCAGCCGGCGAAGCGUGCGCGGGUAUGAAGCGAAAGGAGGGACAGGCAAUGCGCCCGAGUCCGCGCGGUGGCACAUGGCGGCGAUAGGGCGGAGUCAAGGCGAGCUGCGAGCUUUGCAGCAGCUGUCGGACGAGAUUGCAUUGCGACUGGUGUGGAGACGCGGCGUGUGGUACUUGGGCAGUGGGUGCCUGGGCGUUCUUCAGAAAGUGUGGGGCGAGAGUAGUGCCUGGGCUGUGUGCAGCUGGCGGGCGGCGGGCGGGCAGCACCCGUGCACCUUGUGGUUGGACUUGGUGCGCGUGUGAGGAGGGCUGUGCAACAGCACAUGUGGCUGCAGCAGCGUGCGUCCGGAGGAGGAAUAGGAGGAACGGCAGCCCCACUUGGAAGCCGAGAGGCGUCGCUUUGGAUGGCCCUCACAGCACAAUUAGACCUACGUCAAGUGGUGGGGGCGUACGGGUGGACGUGCUGCGCAGCUGCGCUGCGGUAUGCGCCAAGCUGUUGCGUUUGAGCGGCAGGUGCCGCGCAGCGACAUGGCGAUGCGCUGGCCGUCGUUGAAAGGGUCUCCACCUCUCUGGGGCCCAUGUCAGCGGGCCGUCCAGUGGCUUUGGCUGCUGCAACCGACACACGGAGGGGCCGAGGGGGAGAGGCUCCUUGCACCGGCACCUGUAAGUACGUU
This is a messenger RNA of Chlamydomonas reinhardtii, 1935 nucleotides long. RefSeq lists its product as uncharacterized. The transcript has 10 exons. Bases 250 to 1290 code for a protein of 346 amino acids. The record is from RefSeq and is a predicted model, not a curated record. Lineage: Eukaryota; Viridiplantae; Chlorophyta; Chlorophyceae; Chlamydomonadales; Chlamydomonadaceae.